Molecule: messenger RNA, 790 nt
Organism: Mollisia scopiformis
Lineage: Eukaryota; Fungi; Ascomycota; Leotiomycetes; Helotiales; Mollisiaceae
Exons: 1
Coding region: 105-491 (128 amino acids)
Molecular function (GO): monooxygenase activity; heme binding; iron ion binding
Source: RefSeq, a predicted model, not a curated record
CAAUUCUUCUAACUCAAAUUUGUUUGACGCCCUCGACUAACAAAAACUCAUUUUACAGAAUGUACUCAACGAAACUUUGAGACUCUAUCGGUCAAUUCCUUUCAAUGUACGUGUUGCUCUACGCGAUACGUGGUGGAGGAGACUCGGGUUUACUCCCAGUGGGCGUCUUAAAAGACACCCUCAUCGGAUACUCGACACUAGCACUUCAUCGGAGGGAUGUCAACUCUUUGGAAUUCUCUCCUGAGAGAUGGUCUGAGAAGCUACCCGUGCCGUGGACAUACAUCCCCUUCAACGGCGGUCCGAGAACUUGUAUCGGACAACAAUUUGCGUUGGCAGAAAUGGGCUACACUGUUACCGGAAUGCUCCAAUACUUCGAUAAAGUGGAGAACCUCAUGUCCGACAAGGAGCACCAUUCUUCAUGUGCAAGUAUGAAGGCAGAAAUAGUGCUGCAGCCUGCAAAAGGUGUCUACAUAGGAUUGUGGCAUUCGUAGAAUUUGGGGUGCUCAUGCUCAGCGAUGCUCGAUCGACAGAGAUAGCUCAACUAUUCCCAAGGCAGAUGGACAGGUAGAGAAAGUACAUUAUAGUCUGAAUGACAGUUAUGUAAUCUCAUCAAUGUCACGAUAGCUAGACUUCAGGAGGUAUGAGGGUUUGCUCUGGUGCCAAUGAUCGAUUGGUGGAAGGGCGUUCGAAAGUUUAGUAUUAGACUAAAUUACUGGUGUGAAGGCGUGCUAAUGUGGGUUGAAAACAUUAGGGUUGCUCUAUAGGUCAUCGCUGAGAUUCGCAAGCGAGG